Molecule: messenger RNA, 2266 nt
Organism: Lepisosteus oculatus (spotted gar)
Lineage: Eukaryota; Metazoa; Chordata; Actinopteri; Semionotiformes; Lepisosteidae
Gene: eve1
Product: even-skipped-like1
Biological process (GO): regulation of transcription by RNA polymerase II
Cellular component (GO): nucleus
Molecular function (GO): DNA-binding transcription factor activity, RNA polymerase II-specific; RNA polymerase II cis-regulatory region sequence-specific DNA binding
Source: RefSeq, a predicted model, not a curated record
GUCUCUCAUUAGUGAGCAGAGGACAACCUGGGCGAUAUAAAAGACAGAAAGCGCGAGAGAGGAGGGUUAAAAAGAACAUCAGCCAGAUCUUCCCACUGUAGGCGAGGUCGGCACGGGGAAGGAGCGCGUCACGGCCUCAGAGACGCAGAGAGGAGCCGGAUUACCCAGUCAGCCCUAGCCCCGCACCCGGAGACUCGCUUUCCCCCGGCGGGGUUCUCAAGAGCAGGACACUCCUCGAGGAGGAACAUGAGGAAAUAACUCGGAUUUCUGGGUUCCAGCUUGGAAUUAAAUAUCCCGCUUGUUCGCCUUAACGCCCCGCAGUUCAGAUUGACCGGCGCAGCAUGAAACCCGAAGUCCACACCAACACACUGCCCGAGGACAAGGAGUCGCCUGUCUCUGCCAAGGGUCAAGGUGAGACGGACCAGGCCAAUGAAGAAGCUUCCCCAAGGAACCCCUUCCCGGGCGCAGUGGACCAAAGUCGGCGGCACCGCACGGCUUUUACCCGGGAGCAGCUGUCCCGCCUGGAGCAGGAGUACUGCAAGGAGACCUACGUGUCCCGGCCCCGGAGAUGCGAGCUAGCGGCGGCACUCAACCUCCCGGAGACGACCAUAAAGGUGUGGUUCCAGAACAGGCGGAUGAAGGACAAGAGGCAGAGGCACACCCUGACCUGGCCCUACCCCCUGGACCCCAGCCUCUACACCUACAUGAUGAGCCAGGCGGCCACCGGCCUGCCCUGCCCUUUCCUGCCCCACGUGCCCCUGCACCUGUACUCUCACCUGGGGCUGGGCAGCGGGGCCGUGCUCCCCAGCCCGUUCGGGGGGGCCCUGAGGCCCCUCGACCCCCUACGGCUCUCCCACGCUCCGUACCCCCGGCACGAGAUCCUCCCCGGGCUGCCCCAGCCCUCCAUCUACCCCCCCUCCCAGGGACUGCACCACCCCGCCGGCUGCCCCUGUCCCCUCUGCGUCUGCCAUAGGGGGCCUGACCACCUCCGCACCCCCAGCGCAAGGGGGGACCCCCUUCUGGGCCUGAACUCUUCUCUCGGCUUCAAGUCUGCUGCUGCACCCCUGGACGGCAGGGAGGAGGUGUCUGUGCCCAGAUAGAGGGUGGGCAGAGCCGGCGGGCAGGACUGGCACAGACAUUUGGAGGUUCAGUAUAUGAACACAGACUUCCCAUGGGGAUCUCCCAACGACGGGACUUCCGAGGACAUUCCUGCCGAGAGACGUCCUUGUGUGGAAAGAUGUUUGGUAGCAGGAUUGUGCGUCUCUGACCUCCUCCAUUUCUUCCCCUCUUUGCACGGGAGGACUGGGUUGGGGGUGAGGGGUGUGUGUGUGUCGGGGGGGUUAUGUUAUGCUGGCACACAUCUCAAGCGCUUCCUGGAAGAAGGGUCCCAAGCUGAAAAGAGAACAGUGGGAGAACUCUCCUGCAAAACCAAAAACAGGCUGUGAAUUCUGUCUUCGUAGGCUUAGGGAAACCGGGAGGUCUUGGCAGCUGGCAAAGGGGGGGGGACACUUGGGUACUCAGUGUGUCCAGGGGACCUGAAUUUAGGUCUCAGUUCAUGUUUGUGAAAUAGGGGCCACAUCUGAGCUGCAGAACCCACCAUCUUUCACCUGUGUCUUUUCCUUCCAGUCCUCUUGCCAUUUUGCUUCAAUAGGAAUUUUACCAACACCCCUGUACCCCUGUUUCUGGGGUGUCCGUGUCUCGCAGACUCGUUGAGACGGGCCCCCACACAAAGGAGCUCUGACUUCUCACACGCCUGUGCUGUGGAGGUCGAAGCUGGAUGGGUGCGCAGACAAUCGGCUGGGGUACAGGGAGUGGAGAGGACUGACCGGUGUAGUUGUAUUCAUUUCUCCGAGUUGGAGAGUGUGGGAGCUACUGGUUUACUGUAAAAACCUCUGGCUCGAUGGGUGGACAGACUCUCCUGUCAGAACAGGAUUUCCACUGGGAAACAUCCAACAAUGAAUCCUGUUAUUUAUGUGCCUUAACAUUUGCAGUUUUUGUUUUUGCUUUACUUGAAGCAAAAGAUUUGGAAGGAAGUUAAAACAACUAUGAACAUUUCUUAUUGGGUAAAACUAGUUUGGUUUUAUUUUUUAUUUUUAUCUUAUUACUGUUCAUCCAUUUUGCACUAUUGGGUUAAACACAACCAUGUCUAUGAUAUAUGUACAUUACCACUGUCCUAGAUAGAGUGUAUGUUGAGUGUGCACUGUACAUAUGUUCUGUAAAUUUUUGUAACUGAUCUGUAAAUUUAUUAAUAAACUAUUUAAGUACA